CUGGUCUACAUAGCUAGACCUUCUCCAGCAGUCAUGGCAGAGGGGAGUAAGAACGAUAAGGUAAAUGGAGAGGUUCCCAGUUACUUUUCCAAACUAGGUUCAGGAAGUCCAAAACCCAGGCAGAAAUAUGGAGGCAUGUUCUGUAAUGUGGAAGGGGCAUUUGAAAAUAAAAGCAUAGACUUCAAUUCUCUGAGUCCCAGGAAGAAAAGUGUCUGCGAGAAGGUGGAGGUGAGCAGCUCCUGUCCAGAAUCCGCUGGUCAAGAAGAGUCUAGGAGUGAGAAGGGCAGUGGAGAACUCAUGGAGGAACUUGGAGAUGGCAAAAUGGACCUUAUGACAACAGAAGACCCUGCACAAGAAGUGCUGACACCUCCAAAUAUACAGAGUGACCGGCUGCUGAUAAAAGGAGGGAAGAUAGUGAACGAUGAUCAGUCAUUUGCUGCAGAUAUUUAUAUUGAAGAUGGAUUAAUAAAACAAAUUGGAGAGAAUCUGAUUGUCCCCGGUGGGGUAAAAACUAUUGAUGCCCACGGUUUGCUGGUUAUACCUGGAGGAAUAGAUGUUCAUACAAGACUACAGAUGCCCACAAUGGGCAUGACCAGUGCUGAUGACUUCUUUCAAGGGACCAAAGCUGCACUUGCUGGAGGAACCACAACGAUAAUUGAUCACGUCUUCCCUGAUCCUGGAAUGAGUCUGGUUGCAGCUUAUGACCAGUGGAGGGAAUGGGCUGACGGGAAGGUUUGCUGUGAUUAUUCACUGCAUGUUGACAUCACCCAUUGGCAUGAAAGUCUUAAAGAAGAACUAGAAGCACUGGUGAAGGAUAAAGGUGUGAAUUCCUUUCUGGUAUAUAUGGCGUACAAAGACAAACAUCAAUGCACAGAUGCUGAGAUGUAUGAAAUAUUAAGCAUUAUCCGUGAGCUGGGCGCUAUUGCGCAAGUGCAUGCAGAGAAUGGUGACAUCAUCCAAGAGGAACAAAAGCGUCUGUUAGAGCUCGGGAUCACUGGACCAGAAGGCCAUGUUCUAAGCCACCCAGAGGAGGUAGAAUCGGAGGCAACUUACCGUGCAAUAACGAUUGCAAAGCAAGCCAACUGCCCCUUGUAUAUCACCAAAGUCAUGAGCAAAGGAGCUGCAGAUGUAAUUGCCCAAGCGAAGAGAAAAGGUGCUGUUGUAUAUGGGGAGGUGAUUACAGCUGGUCUUGGCACCGAUGGAACUCACUACUGGAGUAAGAAUUGGGCAAAGGCUGCAGCAUUUGUUACAUCCCCUCCUAUUAGUACCGAACCCACAACUCCAGAUUACCUCAAUACAUUAUUAUCCUGUGGUGACCUGCAGGUUAGUGGGAGCUCCCACUGCACGUUCACCACAGCCCAGAAAGCUGUUGGGAAGGACAACUUCACUUUGAUACCAGAAGGAACAAAUGGAAUUGAAGAAAGAAUGUCGAUUAUUUGGGAAAAGUGUGUGACUUCUGGUAAGAUGGAUGAAAAUGAAUUUGUGUCCGUGACAAGUACAAAUGCAGCAAAGAUAUUUAACUUAUAUCCCAGAAAAGGUAGAAUCGCAACAGGUUCUGAUGCAGAUUUGGUUAUCUGGAAUCCAAAAACAGUGAAAAUAAUUUCUGCAAAGACUCAUAAUCUGUCUGUAGAGUUCAACAUCUUCGAAGGGAUGGAAUGUCACGGUGAACCAGAAGUUGUUAUCAGCCAGGGACGAAUUGUACUAGAAGGUGGAAAUCUCCAUGUCAGUCAAGGUUCUGGACGCUUCAUUCCUCGCAAAACGUUCCCUGAUUAUGUAUAUAAAAGGAUUAAAGCCAGAAAUAGGUUGGCUGAGGUGCGUGGUGUUCCAAGGGGUCUGUAUGACGGGCCAGUCUAUGACAUUCCAGUGACUGCUAAAUCUUCAGCACCAACACCUACCUCAAGGAUAGCUCCUUGUCUUGGGAAAAUACCAAUGGCACCAGUUCGGAACUUGCAUCGAUCCGGGUUCAGUUUGUCUGGAUCCCAAACAGAUGACCAUAUUCCAAGACGCACUACUCAAAAAAUAGUAGCACCCCCUGGUGGUCGUUCUAAUAUUACAUCCCUUUCCUAAUAUGGUAGAAACAGCUAUGUGGAAAGAAACAAUUUGUCAAUGGAGAAGAUCUCACAAGAACUUGCAUGGUGAUUAAGUGAAAAAUAAGUCUUAAAGCAAUGCUCCCGAUUUACCCCAGGCUUGCUUGUGUAUGAAGGCUGAAAAAGGUUGGCUUAGCAAUAGAGAAGGAGAUAAAUACAGAUAUAUUAUAAUUGAUUUACAAAGGAAUUUAAUUCAUGUUGGUGGAUGUCUUCAAUGAUUUUUUUGUUGCCAAUCUCAAUGUGUCAUAAUGUGAUUUUUGCUUUUCUAACCUUGCUUUCUUGUAACCGUGUCAUAGAUUGUAUGUGUAAUCAAAAACACUUUUCAAUUCAAACUGCCAAAAUUUGUAUCAGAAUAAUGAUACAUGGCCAUGUUAUACUGGGGGUGUUAAAGCAGGAAAUUAAUAAGACAUUUUAUCACUGAGAUCUUAAUGUAAUGUAAAUUCAAUAAGCACUUCUAUAAACAUAACCAAGAACAAAAAAAUAAUGCUUACCAGAAGUAGAAUUUCUUAUAACAACUUUUAUAUUGCCUGUUAUGCAUGUCACAUGUUUGGGCAUUCAAAAAAUAAAAUGUCAGAGGAUACUAGAGAUGAUACUGAUCGUUAUCGCAGGGAUAGUGAAUCUUUUACAUCAGUUGUAGACAGCCAAAUAUUGACUAAAUCUGUAGAUGUCUAACACUUCAGUGUUGCCACAAGUCACAUUCCACAUAUGUUCAGGGGCUGUGUACUAUAUGUCGGGUGUAACAUCUUGUUGGGUUCCUGACAAAUUUUCCAGUUUCCAGCAUUGCUAGGGAGGGGUGUGACAGGGACUUGACCCCCGAGUGAUGUCUUUAAAAGUCUUGGGUCUAAUUUUGCCUUCAUUUCAUUGUUAGUCCUCUGAUGACAUCUCUGAUGAUGUAGUUUGGGACAAUUCCACUGUAAAGCACCGUAUUUGGAGUUACAUUUACAGCACUGUGUGGGGAUAUUGUUGUUGGGGCACAGUUUUAAUACAUUGGGGUCAAGCAUGCUCAGAAUUAUAAAUAUUCAAUCAAAGAUUUAGAUGAACACAUUAGGGUUUAGGGUUGGAGUUCGGCCUUGAUAUAUGGCUUGUUUUACUAGUACGUAAGUCAAUAUACGUGGAGUGGGCAAUAAAAUGUACAGUUAGGCUAGGGCCCCUGGUUUUCUAACACAAAACAAAACCCCAGGCACCCAAAAUGGAAACCAAGCUUAUUUGGGAGGUGGAAUGUUACUUCCAAUCUGCACAUCAUUUCCUGUCCCCAGAAGAAACCUCCAUGAUAACAAACCUGAAAGGAUGUCGAUUUUUUUAAGGCCACAGAUAACAAGGGAAUUAGGCUUAGUGCUGGACAACGUCACUCAUAAUGACCUUGCCCCUUACUUAUUUUAACAUUAUAAUAAAACAUUAAGAGAAAUGAUUAUUUCAGGUUGUUUGUCUAAAAACAUGUUCGGCAGGUUUUAACUCCUACACUACCAAACUCAGAAAAUGAGGGUAUUUUAACAGAUUCCAUACAAAGCCCAUAUAUAAACUAUGACAAAUUUGACUGAAUCAUUCACACAGCCAACUCUAUAAUAAUAAUGUAUUUAACCAUAUAUUACCGUAGGACUUUUAUUUAUUUAUUUAUAUAAGAUCAUUCAAACACUAAACACAAAAUUUCACUAGAGGUAAUUUAGCAAAUAAAAGAAAACCACAGUAGCAAAUGGGUAACUCAUACAUUCUGGGGACUGGGCUUUAUUGGUACUUCAGUAUUUUAUACAGCUGAUAAAAUGUUCACGUUCCUGACAAAAAUAUUUUUUUUAAUUUUUUUUUUAUACUCUAUAGAUAUAUAUGUUUGAAUUUAUUUAGCUAUUUUAUUGACUUGUUUGAAAUCCUUAUGUUUUAGAAAAGUUUAUGUAUUGCGUUGCAACUUUUUUGGCAUUCAGUUUGUAAAAAUGUAUUCAUGUUUAGUAAAUUUUUACGUACAUCCUGGAUAGCAUAAUUCACAUUACCUGGGAACUUUCUAUACGAUCUAGCACUUAGAUUGUUCAAAACAAUUGUUCCAUCAUGAAGAUUAUAUGUAAUCACUUCAUAUGUAAUGUAAUCACAUGGUGUUAGUGUCCGUCCACAGUGAAUGCCUACCACGUUAAUGGAGUCUUGAUGGAGUCUUCUAUACACAAGUAAGAAAAUAGACAGUGGGGGGUUCUCAUAUGUAGACUAUGAAGGUGUCCUCUCAAGGCUGUAGGACCCUGAGAAUCUGCCAAUUUAAUGUGAGAUUUGUUUAAAAACCCUGAGGCGGGCCAGAUAUGUUCAUUAAUAUGGUACUUCCUGUUUUGAUGCAGAAAAUGUGACAUUUUAGAAAGGGUCGUUGAUGCCUUAACUUGGCACUGCAGAGAUUUGUGGACUAUAUAUCCCAUGAUGCUCUGCCAUUCUUAAGGCAUCACUAAACUAAGUAACUGUUGAAUGGUGCAGAAAAUGGAAUGUGCAUCAUCGUUCAUUGUAAAUGAACAUUAUGUUUAUGAAAAUAUUGUCACAAAACUGAAAUCCUUUUUAAUGAAACCGUAGUUGUCAUGAACAAAAAAGAAACAAACAAGAAAACACAGUUUUGCUAUUCUAUUUGUCUGCUUUCUAAUUUAUCACAAGUGGAAUGUUUAAAGAUUUACAACCUUCUUUGAUAAUUGUUUUUUAAAGCUUGCCCAAUUGAAUAGUUACUCCUGGUGAAGCACUACUGACUUACAAUACAUGUAGGUAUUUAUACUGUUACACAAUGCAUGUUUCACUGUCAUUACUUUUGUUGUUAUUAAUAAAGGUUAAUAAAUAUA
Molecule: messenger RNA, 4876 nt
Organism: Pelobates fuscus (common spadefoot toad)
Lineage: Eukaryota; Metazoa; Chordata; Amphibia; Anura; Pelobatidae
Gene: DPYSL4
Product: dihydropyrimidinase like 4
Exons: 14
Coding region: 34-2067 (677 amino acids)
Cellular component (GO): cytoplasm
Molecular function (GO): hydrolase activity, acting on carbon-nitrogen (but not peptide) bonds
Source: RefSeq, a predicted model, not a curated record